Messenger RNA from Colias croceus (clouded yellow), 10214 nucleotides. It is a transcript of the gene Lar, whose product is annotated as tyrosine-protein phosphatase Lar. The transcript has 25 exons. Lineage: Eukaryota; Metazoa; Arthropoda; Insecta; Lepidoptera; Pieridae. The record is from RefSeq and is a predicted model, not a curated record. Gene Ontology annotation, biological process: protein dephosphorylation. Gene Ontology annotation, molecular function: protein binding; protein tyrosine phosphatase activity. Bases 241 to 6417 code for a protein of 2058 amino acids.
CAUAGGUGCAGAACGUACCUGCAUAUGGCGGACGCUCAGUUUAUGUUUAUGUCAAUAAGGAACUGAUUUUUCGUUUGCGCGGGUGAGGAUUUAAUAAAUAUCUGUUAACAAGAAUGUGGCAGUGAAUUAAGUGAAUUGUGUGUUUAUUUGUGAUAAUGUUUUGCGUCACUGGACUUAACAGAACCUACAAUUCUUCAGUGGAUUUAUAAGGACAUUUAGUUGCUGUGCGAGGGCUUCAACAUGACCUCCGAUAUCUCACCCGCGCAGGCGCAGCCCGGCGCCGGUAAGAUGCGAGAGCGGCGACGCGCGCGACAUCGCACGGCCGCUCUAGUGAUCGCAUGUCUGCUGUUCUUCACCGCCCAAGCCGACGCUGAUGAUCCCCCCGAAAUCACGAUAAGGCCCCGCAACCUACAAGUGCGCGCGAACGGCAUAGCCGCCUUCUACUGCGCGGCGCGAGGCGUGCCCAUACCGGAUAUACAGUGGAGGAAAAACGGCAAGCGAGUCUCUAGUAUGCAAUCACGCUACCAAGUGUCCGGCAUGGACGCGGCCGCCGGGCCGGGCGCGUAUGGCACCGUGCUACGCAUCGAGCCGGUGCGUGCGCAGCGAGACGACGCGACCUACGAGUGCGUGGCUGAGAACGGUGUAGGUGACGCCGUCACUGCGCUCGCGACGCUCACCGUUUUUGAAGCCGACAAGACGCCGCCCGGGUUCCCCGCCAUAGCGCCACCGUCCACGACCCUAGUGGUCGAAGUUGGCCACAUAGCGACGCUGCCAUGCCAGGCGAGCGGCAGCCCGCCGCCCAAGGUGCGGUGGCUGUUCAACUCGCUGCCGCUGGACGUCGCAUCGAACCCGCGAUACGCGCUGCUCAAUGAUAAGAUGCACGGAACACUGCAAAUCGUGAAAAGUGAAGAGCAGGACCAGGGAAAAUACGAGUGUGUCGCCGAGAAUGCUAUCGGUACCGAAUUCUCAAAACCCACCUCGCUGUAUGUGAAAGUGAGACGUGUAGCACCCCAGUUUUCGAUACCGCCCCCACCGCGGACUGAAGUGAUGCUGGGCGGUAACCUUACGUUGAAGUGCGUCGCCGUAGGAUCGCCGAUGCCCACCGUCAAAUGGAGAAAAGGAUUGACGAAAUGGCUGACGCCUGAAGACAACCCACCGCUCGGCAUCAACACACUGAAAUUGGAGGAUAUACGAGAGUCUGCGAACUACACGUGCGAGGCAGCCAGCGUGCUUGGCGUGAUUGAAGCCACGGCAGAGGUCAAAGUCCAAUCGUUACCCGGUCCCCCCACGGAAGUACGCGCGUCUGAAAUCACCGCGACGACCGUGCGCCUCGCGUGGACGUACAGCGGGCCCGAGGAGCCGCAGUACUAUGUUAUACAGUACAAACCGAAAUAUGCUAAUCAGGCGUUCAGCGAGAUAUCCGGUGUGAUCACACAGUACUACUCGGUGACGAAUCUGUCCCCGUACACGGAGUACGAAAUGUACGUGAUAGCUGUGAACAACAUUGGUCGCGGCCCGCCCUCCGAGCCGGCGGUCAUCACUACGGGGGAGACUGUGGAUUCAUUAUAUGGAGGUGCGAAACCCGGUUCAGCGCCGAGGAACGUGCAAGUUCGUCCGUUGAGCUCGAGCACUAUGGUCAUACAGUGGGAUGAGCCAGAAACGCCUAAUGGUCAAGUUACGGGAUACAAAGUUUAUUAUACGUCAGAUCCGUCUCAGCCAAUACAAUCGUGGCAUUCUCAAAUGAUGGACAACAAUCACUUAACGACUAUAAGUGAACUGACGCCACACACCGUGUACACGAUACGCGUACAAGCAUUCACGUCUGUAGGGCCGAGCCCUAUUUCAGCCCCUGUACAAGUGAAGACUCAGCAAGGUGUACCGUCCCAACCAUCAAACUUAGUAGUCGUAGAGGCGGGCGAAACGUCGGUCACAUUAUCGUGGCGACGACCGACGCACGCCGGCGAUAAUAUCGUGUCGUAUGAACUGUAUUGGAACGAUACGUACGCUAAGGAGCAUCAUAAGAAGCGCAUACCAAUAACGGAGACGUACACGCUAAACGGCUUGUACCCGAACACGCUGUACUACAUCUGGCUGGCGGCGCGUUCCCAGCGCGGGGAGGGCGCCACCACGCCGCCCAUCGCCGUGCGCACCAAGCAGUACGUGCCGGGCGCGCCGCCGAUGAACGUGAGCGCGGCGGCGAUCUCGCCGACGGCCGUGCGCGUCACGUGGCAGCCGCCGCCCGCCGAGCGCGCCAACGGCCGCAUCGCGUACUACAAGCUGCUGUGCGUGGAGGCGGGCCGCGGCGACUCGGAGGCGAUGGUCGUGCGCCUCAACCAGACCAGCUUCGUGCUGGACGAGCUGCGGCGCUGGACCGAGUACCGCGUGUGGGUGCUGGCCGGCACCAGCGUGGGCGACGGGCCCGCCUCCUACCCGGUCACCGUGCGCACGCACGAAGACGUGCCUGGUGAACCUCAGGAGGUGAAAGUUAACUCCAUCAACUCGACGUCCAUACACGUCACAUGGAAGCCGCCACAGGAGAAAGACAAGAAUGGCAUCAUACGAGGCUACCACGUUCACGUGCAAGAAGUUAGAGAAGAGGGCAAAGGGCUUCUAAACGAUCCAAUGCGGUUCAACGUAAUGGAUGAUACGACAUUGGAAUUGAACGUCUCUGGAUUACAACCAGAUACAAGAUAUAAUGUACAAGUUGCGGCUUUAACGAGAAAAGGUGACGGGGACCGAAGUCCGCCUGUUUCUGUCAAAACGCCAGGCGGUGUUCCGAAUAGACCUACUGUUAAUCUCAAGGUUCUAGAACGUGAUCCUAUAGUAUCAAUAGAAAUUGAAUGGGCAAAGCCUACUCAAACGUAUGGAGAUUUACUUGGCUAUCGGUUGCGAUAUGGUAUAAAAGAUCAACCGCUCGAAGAAAUGAAUUUUUCCGGAACCAAAGUUAGUUCGCACAGAAUUAAUGAUCUGGAAAGAGGCGUACAAUACGAAUUUCGCGUAGCCGGUAGAAAUCCUAUAGGAAUUGGUCAAGAAACUAUAAAAUAUUGGCUUACACCAGAAGGCGCGCCGAAAGGCCCUCCCACGAACGUAUCAUACAAUUUCCAAACACCAGAUAUUGUAAGUAUUACUUGGGAACCGCCAAUAAGAGCAGACCGAAGUGGCCAAAUAAGGAAAUACGAUGUACAAUUUUAUAAGAGGGGAGAUCAAUCUUCACUCGUAGAGAAGACCACUGAAUUAACUAAAGCUGUAUUCACUGGGUUAGAAGAAGACGCCCACUACGUUUUUAAGGUCCGUGCAUACACGGAUCAGGGAGCUGGCCCUUAUAGCAAAGACAUCGUAGCGCAUACAGAAAGAGACAUCGGUAGAGCACCAAUGUCAGUGAAAGCUGUAGCUACUUCGGAAUCUGGUGUUGAGGUAUGGUGGGAAACUGUACCUUCAAGGAAAAAAGUUGUUGGUUAUGUCAUCUUUUAUACAAUGACUCCCGUUGAAGAUCUAGAUGCAUGGCAACAAAAAACCGUACACGUAACUCAUUCGGCAGAUUUGGAGAAUUUGGAAAAAUUCGCUGAAUAUGCUAUUGCUGUGGCAGCUAAAUUAGCCGAUGGUUUGGGAAGGUUAUCGGAAAAAGUAACUGUUAAAAUCAGACCAGAAGAAGUGCCUUUACAUCUUCGAGCUCAAGACGUUUCCACUCAUUCAAUGACACUGUCUUGGUCUCCUCCUUUGAGGCUAAAUCCUGUUAGUUAUAAGAUUUCAUACAAUGCCAUUAAAGAAUUUGUUGAUUCUCUUGGAAUGACUCAAACUCAAGAAAUUCCUAAGAGAGAAAUAGUUGUAAAGCACGAUCGAACGUCUUAUUCUAUCAACGAUUUAUCGCCAUUUACGACAUACAACGUGAAUAUAAGUGCCAUACCUAAUGAUAACUCUUACCGACCGCCAACUAAAAUUACGGUUACAACUCAAAUGGCAGCGCCUAAACCAAUGGUAAAACCAGACUUUUACGGUGUUGUUGAAAAUGAAAUACUCGUUAUUCUACCUCAAGCCUCCGAAGAAUAUGGACCCAUAUCGCAUUAUUAUCUUGUUGUUGUUCCUGAUGACAAAGCACAUAACCAUAAAAACCCCGAUCAAUUUUUAACAGAAAAUUUAAUCAAAAACAACGCUAGGACGGACGAUGAAAAUGCACCAUACAUUGCCGCAAAGUUCUUACAAAGAAAUAUUUUAUAUACUUUCCAUCUAGGAAACGAUGAAAUGUACGAAGGCUUCCUUAAUAGAAAGCUUAAUCCGAAAAAACGAUAUAGAGUAUUUGUGAGAGCUGUUGUUGAUACGCCGCAGAAACAUCUUUAUACGUCAAGUCCUUUCUCCGAAUAUCUGUCACUUGAUAUGCGAGAAGCUCCACCGGGUGAGGAACCAAGUAGACCAGAUCCUAAAGAUAUGAACGGUGACCCUGAAAUCAGAAUAGAAGAAAAUCGAAAAGAAGCGGGUAUGGUUUGGGUAAUUGGGCCUAUCAUAGCAGCAUUAAUGCUCUCACUAUGCUUAGUACUACUGUUUAUUGUAAAGAGAAGACGACAACCGUGUAAAACGCCUGAUCAAGCUGCUGUUACUCGACCAUUAAUGUCAGCAGAUAUUGGUUUUGGAGCUCCAUCGGAUCCUGUUGAAAUGAGAAGACUUAAUUUCCAAACACCUGCAAUGAUCUCACAUCCACCUAUUCCUAUCUCCGAACUAUCAGAACAUAUAGAUAGACUGAAAGCUAACGAUAAUCUGAAAUUCUCUCAAGAAUAUGAAAGUAUUGAACCUGGCCAACAAUUCACGUGGGAUCACUCUAAUAUGGAAGUUAACAAACCUAAAAAUCGUUAUGCUAAUGUUAUAGCCUAUGAUCAUAGUAGAGUUAUCCUGCAGCCUAUUGAUGGAAUACUUGGAAGUGACUAUAUUAAUGCUAACUAUUGCGAUGGGUAUCGAAAACACAAUGCCUACGUUGCAACUCAAGGACCAUUACAAGAAACCUUCGCCGACUUCUGGAGGAUGUGUUGGGAACUACGAACAUCAACAAUAGUCAUGAUGACGAAGCUCGAAGAAAGAACUAGGAUUAAAUGUGAUCAGUACUGGCCAAGCCGCGGAAGCGAGUCUUACGGUAUGAUGACAGUCGCAAUCGCUGAAGUCCAAGAACUGGCUACUUAUUGCAUUCGUACUUUCCAAGUCACCAGAAACGGUGGAGCGGAGCGGCGAGAGAUUAAACAAUUACAGUUCACGGCGUGGCCUGAUCACGGCGUACCAGAUCAUCCGGCACCGUUCUUGCAAUUUUUACGUCGAGUUAGAGCUUUAAAUCCACCUGAAGCGGGACCUCUAGUUGUCCAUUGUUCUGCGGGUGUCGGUCGGACCGGCUGCUUUAUCGUUAUCGACUCCAUGCUGGAGAGAGCUCGACACGAACGCACGGUAGAUAUCUACGGCCACGUGACUUGCCUGCGUGCACAACGUAACUACAUGGUGCAAACUGAAGACCAAUACAUCUUCAUCCACGAUGCCUUACUCGAAGCCGUCAUCUGCGGCGAUACGGAAGUUCCUGCGCGUAACUUGCAUUCGCACAUACAGAAGUUGAUGCGCAUCGAUUCUAUCGAGAAUAUAACUGGAAUGGAAUUGGAAUUCAAGAAACUGGCGAACAUGAAAGCUGAUUCGAGCCGGUUUGUUUCCGCGAGUUUGCCAUGUAACAAACAUAAGAAUAGGCUGGUGCACAUCUUGCCGUAUGAGUCUACCCGCGUCUGUCUGACUCCUCGCGAUGGUUCUGAUUACAUCAACGCUUCGUUCGUCGACGGCUACAGAUACCGGGCAGCUUACAUCGCCACUCAAGGCCCGCUACCAGACACUACUGAUGACUUCUGGCGCAUGCUUUGGGAACAUAAUUCUACCAUAAUUGUUAUGCUGACAAAGUUAAAGGAAAUGGGAAGAGAAAAAUGCCAUCAAUACUGGCCUUCCGAUCGUUCUGUGCGCUACCAAUGUUUCGUCGUGGACCCCAUCGCUGAGUACAAUAUGCCUCAGUAUAUCUUGAGGGAAUUCAAGGUAACGGACGCGCGCGACGGUGCGUCCCGCACAGUGCGGCAGUUCCAGUUCACGGACUGGCCGGAGCAGGGCGUGCCCAAGAGUGGCGAAGGGUUCAUCGACUUCCUGGGGCAGGUGCACAAGACGAAGGAGCAGUUCGGGCAGGAUGGACCCAUUACGGUGCACUGCAGCGCGGGCGUGGGCCGCACGGGCGUGUUCAUCACGCUGUCGACGGUGCUGGAGCGCAUGCAGUACGAGGGCGCGGUCGACGUGUUCCAGACCGUGCGCACGCUGCGCACCAUGCGGCCCGCCAUGGUGCAGACUGAGGACCAGUACGAAUUCUGCUACCGAGCAGCCCUAGAGUACCUGGGCUCGUUCGACCACUACGCGAACUGACGCUGAGACCGACUCGUGUAGGCGACGCUCCGUCACACACAGCGUCACCUAAAGCGUCACCUAUCUUAUUAUAUCGCCCUGCAGGAUCUUUCGGAAGCGUGUCGUCAUCAACAUUGUUAUCAGCGUCAUUUAUAUCAAAAACAUGUUCCAAUGUCGCUCCUCAAUCGAUUGUUUUUUUGGGAAUUUCGUUGUAGAAAUUUUUGGAAUUUGGUUCUCUUGAAUCUUGAACAGAAAAAAUCAUUAUGAUUGCCAUUUUAUUGGCCUAAUUUUUGUUAUUUUUUAUUUGCGUAUAAAUGAUUUCAAUAUUAAAAUUCUUCAAACAGAAUUAACCUUUUACAAAAUUUAAUUGAUAAAUUUGAAGGUCUUCUCCGUUUUUUUUAAGGGUUAUUAUAAUUUGACCCUCUCAAUGUACCUAAUCUGAAAGUAAUAAUAUUUAAUCAAAAUUUGACCAGUGUUGCCUACAUUCAGAAAGGCGAUGCCAAAGGAUUGAAUACCGCGAGGGUCGCAAUUUGUUGGUUGAGGAGCGAUACCCUUUUUAAUGAUCAUCCAUAUAAAUAACUCCGCAUGGACCGAAUUAAGACAAUAAAUUUUUCAUAAACGACACGUUCCAUUUCACCCUCGAGCGACUUAACAUUCACCUAAAACUUGAUGAUAUUUGAUAAAAAUUUACGUUUCACCCUAGAUUAGUAAAGAGGCUUGCAUAUAAUCGUGUAGUUUGACAGGCAUGUUAAGUCGCUUUUUGUCCGAAAGAUAAAGAAAGGCUCUUGUAAUAACGAUGAUAAAGAGGCUAGAUCGCGACAGUGCCUAGUUAACGUUACUUAUGAUAUAUAUAACCUGUGAGACCAGUGUAAUCAUGAUUGUGAGUGGGAAAGGGUAAUUGUUAUUCGUCUUGUAAUGGCUUCUCGUUGGCGCAUGUAUCUCAUACAUUUUUACGAUUUUUUUUUUAUGAAAAAAAUUUUUUUUUGCAGGUCAGUAGUUAAUUUUUUAUGAAGUUUUCAAUAUUUUUUGUUAAUUUUUGUAUGUACAUCGAAAAAAAAGUUGUGGAUUUUUUUGUCUCCUUUUCAUUGAAGUGUAUAGAUACAGGCGCCCAUGAGAAUGAACUAAGUACUAUAUUUAACCUAUAUCCCUAUUUUCGAUAUAUAUAGAAAAGUAUACUGUUGUUCACACUAAUUGAUCCUAUGAGCAGUACUAUAAACUGGAUUUGAUGCAUUUAUGAAAAUUAUUAACGAAAAAUAACUUAAAAAAUGUUUGGGAAAUUAAUAAUGUUUAAAAUUAACUGUAUUAUCGAUUGAGCCAUGAACAAUUAUUUGCUAAUAUAAUAUAAUUAGGGAAUGGAAUCAGUGCGCUUAGUGACUUACGCGAUAUGAUAAUCAAGUCUAAUCACAUAUUAUGACUAGGGUCGGCGGCAACUGACGAUCAAACAGCGAUAAAUAAUAAAAAAUAGUUUUUUUUUUUCUCAUUUACCAGUGGAAUAAUUUUUUUUUUCGCUUUUGUGUUUUUAUCUAGGUAUAUAAUGAUUUUUCUUUAAACAAAGAAAUCUAAAAUUAUUUAAAAAAGUCAUAUAAUUAACGGGUAAACAAAAUCAUUUGUCGCCGUAAAAUCGUCAGUUGUCCCCGGCCCAUAUACGAUACAGUAUAAUGUAAAAUGUAUAAAUAGUUAUUGCAGCUGUAAUUAGAAGUUUAUUUUUCAUAUCGGGUGUUAAAUACGUUAAGUAGUGUAAAUUAUGGUAAUAUGUUUCAUUGCGAUGUAACAACAAACUUAGACGAAUCGGCUGUGUCGUGUGAAAUUAUGUCAUGUGCGUAGAAUGUAAUGUUUUGUGUAAAUAGUUUUUAGUUUUUUACACACGAUCGCCUUAAACAGUACUUCAGAUGUAUGAAUACCGGGUUUUUUUUUUGUCCAUUGUAAUAGUUUCAUUAAAGCUUCGAUACGUUCUAUGUAAUAUAUUGUCACUGCCACGUAUGGAAAAGGUGAUUCGAUGACAUAUCUAAUGUUAGGUAGAAAAUUGUUUUGUCUGUGUGUUGUAAUAAUUAAAUGAAUCGUAGGAAAUGAUCGAAUCUAUUCGGCAACGGAUGGACGGUGGAAAAAUUAUAUUAUCUGUAUAAUUUUUAAUCUGUAAUUGUGAUAUGAUUUCGCGCUUCUUACCCACUUGUAAACGAAAGCUCUAAGAAACUGAACGUAACACUAUUUAAGGCUAUAUCUAGGUGGAGUUAUUGUUUAAUCUAAUCCCUUGCCUAGUAUUUGUAACUACACUUACAAUUUAGGUUUUUCAACUCCUUUUAUACAAUCUUAUCUAAUCUAAAAUAUAUCUACGUAUAAGUUAAUCUUGAGCUUCGAAAUUUAGAUGUACGAUGCGUUUAUGAAUGAACUAUGGAUUAUGGAUAUAUCAAGAAAUGUAACUGCCAAUUGUUUCGUGUAGCUAUAAAUCAAAAUAUAUGUAAUAUGGAAGUAAAAUAGAUUUUAAAGAAUAUUGUUAAAUUGGAUAGUGAAAAUUUAAUACUCGUUAAAUGAUACGCGUAUCGGAACUCGGCAGCUUUGCGCUUGCGAUUAACUUGAAGCAGCUUCUUAUCUGGCAACUAUUUCAUAUACACGUUAGUUUUAAUUUUAUUUCUCAUAACGGUAUAAGUAGUAGAUACGUGACUGUUUGAACUUAACGUAUGAGUGGACUAUUUAAAAAUAAUUCUCAUUUACCGUUUCAUGAUAACUAAAGGAUCAACGCACAUGUUAUUGUCUACUGAAUAUAUUAAGCCCCUUUCCAAACACUUCUGUGGACAUUCGGACCAGCCAACUUUAAACGCAAAAAUAAAUUCAAAUAAUACCUGAACAUAACAUUAAACUCUCACCACACCUACGCAAUAAAAUAUGAAAUAUUUUUUUACCGGCAUUGAAUGAAAAUAUAUUUUUAUAAAAUCCCAUCACUCGUGCAAAAUCAGUUAAAAUAUAUCAUGAAAUAGAUUUGUCACGGUUUGCAUUGAUGUUCAGAAAGGCUACUCACUACUGUUGACAGAUUGAAUUCUUUAAAACGAUACAAUAUAAUAUUAAUUACCGAAGCAGAUAUAGAAUUUCCGUACUAAAACGGAUAAUAAGUACUCAGGUUUCUUGCGAACAUAGUUUAAUUUUGUAAUAUUCCCGUUAAAAAUAUACCAUUCACAGUACAAAGUAUAAUAAUGUUGCCACUUGCCACAAAACCAUACAAUUUUGAAUAUAUGUACAUAGUGCAAAAACCUUUUCAUUUUGAAAUAAGACUGAUUUGUUUUCGAUGUGUUCUUACUUAAUUUGUGUUGUGUAUUCCUGUAUAAUGUUGCAGCUAUUUUAUUAAGUGUAAUUAUACCUUUAAUUUAGGUUUUUUAUUUUAUGUUUAUUAAAAUGUACUAUAGUUGUAAGAUCGUCGCUCUAAAUACGUGAAUAAAACAGAAAGCUUUGAACGCUUUAUUUUGCAGACUCCUUGUAUUAUUUUAUUUUACCUGAUUUUUAAUAUGAUUUUAUGUAAACGUAAAAUGGAAUAUCUACGUAUUAUUUUUUCUGUUUUAUUGACCAGUACAAACGAACAAUGAAAUUAAAUGUAAUUUCUCCGAUUUAUUUUGCGUUUUGUAUAUUUUGAAUUGCGAUAAGGCGCCAUAGCUGUCUGUGUUUAGAGCAAUUGCAAAUGGCGGACGUAACGUGGCGGGAAAAAAUGAAUGUAAUUAACUCGAAAGUUAAACCGUUAUUUUGUAAAAAAAUAUCCCGCGAUGCGUCCCGGGACACAGUGGAUUCGCAGAAUUAUACAUAAUGUAUAUGAAGAAAUAAAUUUAUGUGAAAUA